Aspergillus glaucus CBS 516.65 is the source of this 2955-nucleotide messenger RNA. RefSeq lists its product as uncharacterized. Lineage: Eukaryota; Fungi; Ascomycota; Eurotiomycetes; Eurotiales; Aspergillaceae. The coding region runs from base 56 to 2575 and encodes 839 amino acids. The record is from RefSeq and is a predicted model, not a curated record. The transcript has 5 exons. Gene Ontology annotation, molecular function: DNA-binding transcription factor activity, RNA polymerase II-specific; zinc ion binding; DNA binding. Gene Ontology annotation, biological process: regulation of DNA-templated transcription; DNA-templated transcription.
AUGUUCUCGGGUUGCGUCAUCUAUACCCUUCGUGAGCCUCGCGGGUUCUCCAGUGAUGGAGUCAACGACCAUGGAAGGAGACCAACUACAACCCUCAAACCACACGGAAUGCUUCAAAUGCGAGCAAUGUCAGAAGUCUUACACGCGCAAAGAGCAUCUAAAACGCCAUCUUGCCAGUCAUAACCCGUUACGGCAGCUUAGCUGUUCGAUAUGCUCCCGAGAGUUUCGUAGAAGGGACUCGUUGAAGCGACAUAUGGCUAUCCAUGGCCAUCAGGCAGCUCAAUCCUUCGCCGCUAACUUGCCUGGGAUAAAACGGUGUGCUCGGGCGUGCCUUAGCUGUGUACGAUCUAAGCAACGGUGCAUUGGUGGCAUGCCGUGUGAGCGAUGCAGUCAUAAGAGGGCACGCUGCGUCUAUCCAACCUCGACACCUGAGACUAUAGGGGGAUCGAACAUUUCUAAUUGGACAUCUUCAGAUGUUUGGUCUACUCCCACGCCUGGCCACGCGCAGAGGGCAGACGAAACCACGCAGGAUGAUACAAAUGCUGCGCCUACAGGGGGAUCUGAUUCGCUUACUUCAGAUGAUCGUACUAUGAAUACGGAUUUUAUGGAGGUCGACCCUCUUGGGGAAUUGGGCAAUAGUUCACGUAUAACCCAUGCGCCAGCAAAUUCCGACAACACAGAGCUGCCACCUUUACCUCAGAUGUCGUUUUCCUCGGAACUAGACACCUUCAGCGGUUUCUUGUUUCAUCCAUUUGCCCUAUGGCCUGAAGACGAUUUUGCAGCACCAUUUGGCAUCACAGAUUAUGAUGACAUACCCGUUGUCACAGGUCGGGAUGGUCUGCAAAGAUCACAUACGACCUCUAUCCGUCCGACACCCAUGCCAGACAUGCGGCCUCAUGUACCAACCCUGUCGGGAACCGAAACGAACAAUGGUCCUCGAUUUCCUGAUCUUCGACCAGAGGACAUGGGUACGGUUAUCUCUGAGAAAUUCGGCCAUGUAAAGCAGAUACCCGAAGCAGCUUACCAGAAAAUCAAGCAAUUUUAUCAGGAAGUGAAGACAACUUCCGUGGGUCUUGGGGCAGAUGACUUCCCCCCUUUGGAGCUUCUAGGCUCCUUCCUUGAGUUGUACUUUGAAUAUUUUAACCCUAUAAUACCAAUAAUACACCAGGCAACUUUUAAACCAUCUUCGGAAAACUGGACUCUACUUUUGGCGAUGAUAACUGUGGGUGGUCAAUAUUCAACGCUUUAUGCUCGGGAGCCGUACGUCAUAGCGUUACAGGCGCUCUUACAGCAUGCAGUAUCAGCUAAGGCCACGAAUAGGAUACUAGUCAAUGGCGGCCUCAGCUCCGCACAGUCCGUCUUCUUGCUUCAGAUGUGUCUGUUCUUCAAUGGCGCCAAACAAUGCCUAAUUGACAUGCAAUGUCAGCGAGGCUGGCUCCUAGCGAUGUUGCGCCCAGCACUUGCAAGACAUGGCUCAAUCUUUCGUGGCACGGAGAUCUCUACCGAGAAUAACGAUCAAUGGCUGAAUUGGAUUCGCCGUGAGUCGUGGCAUCGGCUAGUGUACUUUACAUGGUAUCUUGAAUGCAUGGGUUUCAUUCUGUUUGACCUACCGCCCAACCUUGACGUGAUCGAGUUACACCAGCCUUUGCCGUGCAAAGAAGGUCUGUGGGGUAGUUCGAAUGUUACGGAAUGGCAGAUACAUUUAUCGAAGUCAAAAGAACCUCCGAGCUUAAGACAGAUGUUAGGCAAGCACGCGUUAAUACGGGAGACAAUGCCAGAACUUGGGGAUGCAGCGCAUUUGAUUGUUUUACUGUCGUUGUACGUGGAAGAAAGUCGUAUUUUGCAACUGACAAAUUCUUGGAUAUACUCGCAAGGGGUCCAUGCACUUAAUAACUCUGAGUGUGAAUGCAUCCGCGAUGGAAAUCUCUGGUCUACGCCUCAACGACAGGAGACAAUGCUAGACAGAUAUUUUGAGUAUUUCAGGCUCAAAACACAACCACCUUCAGAGUACCCGUUAUUGCAAGACAUCACUUCGAAGACAUAUCACAUGGUCUCCAUUCUUCGACUUGUGCCACUGAAUACGCUGCGCAUCUUUUCCAGAUGGAUGACAACCCCCGAGAAGAUUGAACGAGCGAGGAAAGAGCUUGAGGCAUGGAUAAACGGAGGAUAUAGCGCCCGAAAAGCUCUGCUACACGCAGCUGCAUUAUUUCAGUCUAUCAGAGAUCAGCGAACAGCGAUCCAUUCAGACCCAUGGUAUAUGAUGGCUGCUUCUCUCUGCAUCUGGACUCACAUAAAGCUGUCGAAACGAUCCGAAAUACCCUCUACAGAUCAUCCAUUGAGAAUCGAUAAACCGUCUGAUUCACUAGCUUUGCAGUCAUGGCUCAACGGUUCACGGGCGAUGAGCGUGCAUAUCACAGGAAUCGGAUUCCUGUACGAAGCGGACAGCGCAUCUCGUACAUUACAGCAGACCAUAAAGAUACUGCGUCGAGGUGGCUCGUGGGGUCAAAUUGGUCGUCAUUUCGCGGCCGUCUUCCAGCAAGUACUCGAUGGGUCGACUCCAUCGCUCCCAGCUUAAUCCCUGUUGUUGGAGAUACGGAGAUGUUUCAGUGGUUUCUCGAAUCGAAUCUACUCACCAAGGAUUGCCGCUUUAUAUCCAUCUGCGCAGUCCACUGUUGAAUUAGCAGCGAUUGUAUAAGGAUUACCCGAAUCUUGCGCGGGAUGAAUAUGCCUUUGGGGCUGAAGCUGCUGGACAUUUGUUGCAUAAUAUGCCAGCAUCCUCUAUCCAUCCCCGGACGCUGGCGAGAUGGAGGAAAUUUGGGUCCUAGACUAUCCUUUUGAAAGCGAUGAUGACGUGGGGGUGCCGUCCGAAGGCGACGCUAUAGGCAAUCUCUCUUGUACUAUAUAUGAAGUGUAGUUCACGAUACAAUGAUUCAUAACCAUCAAGUGUCUUCUGGG